CCAGCCCUGCUCAGCCACAUCCACACUCCUCUGAUAGAAUGAAUGCCCUCGAUGGCAUCUCCUUCAAGGUGCCCAAUGGCUUUGUGACAGGCACAGAGCCCCUUCCUGGGCUAGAGCUCAGCAUCCCAGCUUGCAGGGAGCUUCUGCUGGGCUCUAUGCACGAUUUCAGCCUGGAGAGGAAGGCGCUCUUCUGGGUGGAGGCUGUCCUCCGGGGACCCUGCCCGGUCCGGUGCGACGCCCCGGGAACGGCGUCAGCCCCUCCCGCCUGGCUCUUGCUGGUCAGUCCGGACCUAGUGCCCGCACCUGCCGCAGACACAGGCCCUGAGGCCGGGCACCAGGGCGAGCAGGAGGAGCAGGGCGAGGACCGCGACCAGGAGGAAGCCGCCUCUGCCGAGGAGGAGGAGCCGGAGCCCCGCAGCCCCCCGCCCGGCUCCCCCGCGAGCCCCGGCCCCGGCCCCGCCCGCUACUCGCUGGACGUGCUGCGCGGCGUGAGGUCGGAGCUGGCCGGGGCGCGGCGGCGGCUCUCCGAGGGCAGGCUGGCCGCCCGGCCCCGCGCGCUCCUGCACCGCCUCCGCCAGCGCGCGCUGAGCCUCUGCCCCGGCCCCGCGCCCCCGCCCGCGCCCGCGCCCGCGCCCCCCAGCGCCCCGGCGCCGCCCCCGCGGCCCUCCACGGCCGGCGCCGUGCCCCCGCUGCGGAGCCACAAGCCCACGGUCGCGUCCCUCAGCCCGUACACCUGCCUGCCACCUCUUGGUGGGGUGCCUCAGCGUCCUAGUGCCUGCAGAUCACACCCUGCUUCUGCUGACCUGCUGUCUGCCCUGAGCCAGGAGGAGCAGGACCUCAUUGGGCCAGUGGUUGCCCUAGGGUAUCCUCUGCAUAGGGCCAUUGGGGCUCUGCAGAAGACAGGGCGGCAGAGCCUGAGCCAGUUUCUCAGCUACCUUAGUGCCUGCGACCGGCUGCUGCGGCAAGGCUACGAGGAGGGGCUGGUGGAGGAGGCCAUGGAAAUGUUCCAGUUCUCUGAGAGCCAGGCAGGGGAGUUCCUGCGCCUCUGGGAACAGUUCAGCGACAUGGGCUUCCAACAGGACCGGAUCAAGGAAGUGCUGCUGGUCCACGGCAAUCGCAGUGAGCAAGCCCUGGAGGAGCUGGUAGCCUGUGCCCAGUGAUGGCUGGUGCAUUCCACAAUGCCUGUGCAUCCCCGUCCCGCACCAGACCUGGAAAUCCAUUCUAACUGUAUUAUUAAGACUACGUAAGAGGGGUGCCCAGCUGGCUCAGUUGGAGGAGGAGCAUGUGGCUCUUGAACUCAGGGUUGUGAAUUUGAGCCCCACGUUGGGUGUAGAGAUUACUUUAAAAAAUAAUAAACUUAAAAAGAUUAUAUAAGAGUAACAGUGAUGCAUGCUCUUUGUAAAAAUGUAAAUAAUCCCAAAGGUAGAGGUAAAUACUGUAGGGGAAGCAAAACUUUACCCAUUUUUGGUUUUCAGUUGGGGCACCUCAAGGAAAAGACAGAUUAAGAAGAGAAAAACAGAUUAAUGCAUGUAGCACACAUCGUGUGGGAGAAACCUCAAUGAAAAGCAACUCAAAGCAGCAGUUAGAACUCUGGCUUAUAUAACAUCUUCAACAAAGAGCAGUGAAUUUGUAGAGAAAUGACAGAAUAAAGGAAACCAGUUUCGGGCUUCCAGGGAUGGCAUGCUGUUGGGUGAGCAGGGUGGUGUAAAUAUGAGGAAGCAGCAAAAUGAGUAGGUUUGUUUGCAGAUUCCUCUGGAGCUUGUCUGGGCUGAUAAGAAUCUGUCUCCAGAAAAGGAGAAUUUAUACCUGUAGGCAAAAAGUGGGGCUAGGGUCGAGGGAGCUUUUUUUUCUGCAUUUGUUCCUUCUUAAUUACCUUCUACUUAAAAUAAUUUUUAUGUCAAAGAGACAUAUUUUGGGGUGACAUUCUGGUCUUUUUCAGUACUAAAACAAUUGGCUGAAAGAGUUGAAAGUGGUUGCCUCCAGGGAAGAGCAGAUGGAGAGCAUGGACAAGGAACUGUGUUUUUUCCUACAAGCUUUGUAAAACUACCUGUCUUUAAACUAUACACAGUAGUAACUGUGAUUUUAAGAAUAUUA
Messenger RNA from Nyctereutes procyonoides (raccoon dog), 2094 nucleotides. RefSeq names its product ubiquitin associated protein 1 like (gene UBAP1L). Bases 39 to 1160 code for a protein of 373 amino acids. The record is from RefSeq and is a predicted model, not a curated record. Gene Ontology annotation, cellular component: ESCRT I complex. The transcript has 6 exons. Gene Ontology annotation, biological process: ubiquitin-dependent protein catabolic process via the multivesicular body sorting pathway. Lineage: Eukaryota; Metazoa; Chordata; Mammalia; Carnivora; Canidae. Gene Ontology annotation, molecular function: ubiquitin binding.